AUGCCGAAAGUCAAGACCGACAAGGCUGCGUCCGAGGCCAAGCCCGAGGCGAAGAAGAAGAGAGCGCGCAAGGCUGAGACGGGCAAGCGCGUGGUGCCGGACGUGAGCGUGCGAGGCCCUUGGUCGGAGGGCGAGCAGCUCCGCGCUCUGUGCGCCAUUCUGCAUCUCAAGGGCAUCAUGACGCUCACCGAGGUGGAGCGCCAGACGCUCGAGCGCUACACGGGCCGCAGCAAAGGCAGCGUGAACGCCUUUUGGUACACGACAGUCAAGGAGACGGUCAAGGCCGUUGGUCUCGAGCUCGAUGCGCUACCGGCGGGCCCGAAGAAGGACGAGGAGUAG
This is a messenger RNA of Tilletiopsis washingtonensis, 339 nucleotides long. RefSeq lists its product as hypothetical. Lineage: Eukaryota; Fungi; Basidiomycota; Exobasidiomycetes; Entylomatales. Bases 1 to 339 code for a protein of 112 amino acids. The transcript is spliced from 4 exons. The record is from RefSeq and is a predicted model, not a curated record.